AUGUCCUCGACCGGGUCGGGCCGCGCCGCGCGAGCGCGCUCACUCCUCGCCCUGUUGCAGGAACGUGUUCACCGACAACCUCUUCCAGGCCGCCUUCCAGCAGGUAAGCGGGAGCUGCCCCGCCUCCGCCCCAGCCGGCCCCUCCCCGCCCCGCGCGCGCGCGCAGCCCCCUCACGCCCGCCCUCUGCCCCGCAGGCCCACACGGUGUACGUGCCGGCGACCGGGCCCGGGGCCGCGCAGCCUGCGCCGGGCCCCAACUGCUCCGGCCCCGGCGACGUGACCAUGAUCCGCACGGUCCAGUACAGAGAUGGAACUAACACACUCGGCAUAAUUUUCUUCUGCUUGGUCUUCGGCACCGUCUUGGGCCAUAUGGGCUCCAAGGCACACGCUGUCCUUGAUUUCUUCACCACACUGGACGAGGCAGUCAUGCGGAUUGUCGCUGGGGUCAUGCUGACACCGCUGGGUAUAGCCAGCGUGGUGUGCGGGAAAGUGUUGGCCGUGGCGGAUGUGGCGUUGAUGGCUCGGAUGCUGGGCUGGUUCGUGUUCACCGUCGCACUCGGAGUGAUGAUAUACCAGCUAAUCUUGAUGCAACUCAUCUACCUGGCUAUCCUACGCCGCAACCCGUUCCGCUUCUACUGGCAACUGGCACCGGCAACUCUGACGGCGUUUGCCACAGCGUCAACGGCGGCGGCGCUGCCCGUGACGCUGCGCUGCAUGGACCGCGACGCGCGCAUCGACCCCCGGGUGUCGCGCUUCGUGCUGCCCAUCGGCUGCACCAUCAACAUGGACGGCACUGCGCUCUUCGUGGCCGUGGCGUCGGGCUUCCUCGUGCAGCUCAGCGGCGUGUCCUUCUCCCUCGGCGACGCCAUCACGCUCUGUUUGGCGGCAACAGCUGCCAGUUUUUCCUCAGCCAGCGUGCCGAGUGCUGCGCUGGUACUCAUUUUUAUGGUUCUGGCUACCCUAGAUGCACCGCAGAGUGAUGUGCCACUUCUUUUUGCGGUCGAUUGGUUCGUAGACCGCGUGCGCACCACCAACAACAUGCUGGGCGACUGCUACGCGGCGGCGGUGUGCCGAUGUCGUCUGCAGGCUCUGGAUGUUCUCAAGCCUCGUGGUCGCUUGCCUCGUGACACGGCAGCGCUAUGGAGCGGAGAGCUCCUCGAUGUUAAUGGUCCAGUGGGAUCCCCGCCGGUGCUCGCCUACGCGGAUGAUCUGGCGCUGCUCGCCAUGACCCCAGACGAGCAACAGGCCCACCUUAACACGGCGGGAAAAGUCCUGCAGAGGCUAAACCUCAGAGUAAAGAUCGGAAAAUGCCAUAUUGAGUGGUCACGGUGUGUCCCGACGAGGUUUCACACCGGAGGAGCAGGUCUGCCGCAGGUUGAACUAGGCGACGAUGCCCGGAAUCUGCGACACCGUGAGACCUUCAACCUAGUUGAGUUCUGGGAUGGACUUAAAGAUCAAGAGGCAGUCACGGAUAUCAUUUCCUCGUCUGCCGAACUGAAC
Molecule: messenger RNA, 1500 nt
Organism: Gryllus bimaculatus (two-spotted cricket)
Lineage: Eukaryota; Metazoa; Arthropoda; Insecta; Orthoptera; Gryllidae
Source: the annotation of a GenBank genome assembly